Molecule: messenger RNA, 741 nt
Organism: Sphaerulina musiva SO2202
Lineage: Eukaryota; Fungi; Ascomycota; Dothideomycetes; Mycosphaerellales; Mycosphaerellaceae
Exons: 3
Coding region: 1-741 (246 amino acids)
Source: RefSeq, a predicted model, not a curated record
AUGUACACAGGCAUGAAUGGAGGCAUCAUGCCAUCAGCAGGUCAUUACAGCGACAUGCAGACAUUGAUGCAGAACAUGGAAAGCCUGAGUGGUUGGCUAGAGCAGAACCGGCAGGAUUGGGCACAGGUUCAGGAUGGCAUUGCAAGAGUUGAGCGAUUACAAGGCAGACUGGCUCAGAAUGGCCAGAUACCGCUGCUCAAUGGCGACCCUCCAUCGGAACCAGAGAGCGAUCAACCCACCAUCGCCCAACUCUCUGACUCUCUUGCGCGCGCAAACCUCCAGCUCGAAUCCAUGCGAAACACGUACAACGACCACGUCAGCCUGCAACGACUGUACGAAGAGACGCUUACCGAUACCACGGAGCGCAUACGGCAGUACUGCUUCGAGCAGCAGAACCAUAUCAUCGCUCUGCAUCAGCACUACACUACUCUACUGUCGCAGAGUCGCAGUGAGACUGUGGAAGCACAAUUGACACAUCAAGCUUGGCAGGCAAGCUUACAGAGAGUUAGCGAGAAUGUACGAGAGGCUAUGAAGGCGCGACAAGAGGAGGGUAUGCCAUACAAGCGGAGGAUUGCUGGCUUGAAAGAAGAGAACAGAGUGCUGAGAAAGAUGGCUGGAUGGGAGCCAGCGGUGGACAGUGAUGACGAGGAGGUUGUGGAGGAAGAGGCAAGAAGAGGCAGGGUUCUGCAUGUGUCUGGGGCUGAGAGUGGAAUAGGACAUGGUGUGCAGCAGCCUUCUUGA